UACAAACAUCACAAAAAUUCGCCAUAAUGAAUGAAUUGCAAACACAAACGUCGACAGAAAUUCAAUUUGAACAACACAUAAAGGAUUAUGCAACAACGUUAAAAACGGUUACAAUAACACCAGCUAUGACACUGUCGAAUAAUAGUGCUGCACUAACAACGAUGACGACAGCACCGACAACGCCGGUAGCAGUAUCAAUAAUGGAUAAUCAAAAAAUUAUCGUUGCAAGCCAAGAGUCACCCAUGCAAAUGUUUUAUAAAGAUAAAGGCAUCCUUCUAACCGGCGGUACUGGCUUCUUUGGUAAAAUAAUAAUUGAAAAAUUAUUAAGGGUUACCGACGUUGGACAAAUUUAUCUUCUUAUACGUUCAAAAAAGGGCAAAGAUAUUUAUACGCGUUUAGAUGAUAUAUUUAAUGACCCUAUUUUCGAUCAACUUAAAACUUUUAAACCAAAAUAUCGCGAAAAAAUUACAAUUAUUAGUGGUGACUGUUCGCUGCCUGCAUUAGGUAUAUGCUCGACGGAACGCGAACAAAUUAAGGAACAGGUGAAUAUUGUCAUACAUGCUGCCGCUACAGUGCGUUUUGAUGAAAAACUGAAAAUGGCUAUAGCCAUUAAUGUUAACGGUACUAAGGAGAUUUUGAAAUUAGCCAAAGAAAUUCAUCACCUAAAGGCUGUUGUUCAUGUUUCUACUGCUUUCGCUCAUUGCAAUCGUCGUUAUAUUGAAGAGAAAUUCUAUAACUCUUCCCUAUCUGGGGAUAACGCAUGCAAAUUAUGUGAAUGUCUCGACGAUCAUACGCUAAAUGUUUUAACGCCUACCAUUAUUAAAGACUACCCUAAUACGUAUACGUACACCAAAGUGUUGGCAGAAGAUGUCGUUCAACAGUAUGCUGGUAACUUACCUAUAACCGUAUUUCGUCCAGGCAUAGUUAUAACUACUUACAGGGAGCCAGUAGCCGGAUGGAUAGACAAUAUGUAUGGGCCUUGUGGGAUUAUAGUCGGCAUCGGUUCAGGUGUAUUACGUGUUUUUAGCGGCCAAGUAGAUAAUAGCGCUAAUGUGGUGCCAGUCGAUUUGUGUGUAAACGCCUUAUUGACCAGUGCGUGGGAUAUAGCCAAAAAUAAAUAUGAUAGCCCACCCAUUUAUAAUUACGUGCCGGAUGCCAGUAAUAGGACCACUUGGCGUGAUUACAUUGAAUAUGGCUUCAAAUAUGGUAAGGAUUUGCCUUUACGCAAAUCGAUUUGGUAUCCGCGUUUUACUGUCGUACCAUAUAAAUGGCAAUUUUAUAUACUAUCGUUUCUCUAUCACACGGUGCCGGCCUUGUUUAUGGAUUUAUUGAUGUUGGUUAUCGGUAAAAAGCCCAGAAUGCUGAAAAUUUACCGUAAAAUUCAUAAAUUCUGUGCGGUAAUGGAAUAUUUUAGCGCAAAUGAAUUCAAAUUCGAUAACGACAAUGUGCGCAAUCUGUCAUCGAAGCUGGAGGCAACGGAUAAACAACUGUUUGCCUUCGACAUGCGCGAGCUAAGCUGGACUGAAUUGUUUCAAAUUAAUUUGGUGGGUCUACGAUUGUAUGUAGUAAAGGAUGAUCCCAGCACAAUACCGGAAUCGAUUAAACGGCACGACCGUUUAAAAUUACUCCACUAUUGUACUCUGCUCGUGGUGUAUAGUCUAGUGCUGGUGGUGUUUUAUCAAAUUUUAAAAUCAUUUUUAUUUUAAUAUUGUUAUAUAAAUAAAGAAAAGCAUAAAAGAA
This is a messenger RNA of Glossina fuscipes, 1740 nucleotides long. RefSeq names its product fatty acyl-CoA reductase wat. NCBI's taxonomy places the organism in Eukaryota, Metazoa, Arthropoda, Insecta, Diptera, Glossinidae. The transcript has 9 exons. The coding region runs from base 27 to 1706 and encodes 559 amino acids. Gene Ontology annotation, biological process: long-chain fatty-acyl-CoA metabolic process. Gene Ontology annotation, cellular component: peroxisome. Gene Ontology annotation, molecular function: alcohol-forming very long-chain fatty acyl-CoA reductase (NADP+) activity. The record is from RefSeq and is a predicted model, not a curated record.